Molecule: messenger RNA, 1080 nt
Organism: Arctia plantaginis
Lineage: Eukaryota; Metazoa; Arthropoda; Insecta; Lepidoptera; Erebidae
Source: the annotation of a GenBank genome assembly
AUGCCUGGUAUUGGGUCUCCCACGGCCUUUGAGUGGGCAAUGACCUUGGCUGGGACUGACUUGAGGGUCCAAGCCCGCUUUUUUUGCGAGCCCGCUCCGUCAGCAAUGACAGCACUGCAUCAGUUUGGUGCCGAGAUGUUGCGUCUUUCUCGCGGCUUGGAAGCUUCUGCGGCAUCAAAGCCACCAAACAGAGGGACAAACAUACCGGACCGUGGUAUACUUACUCCCGGUUCGUUGAGCAUAACUUCGAGUUCACCAUCAUCGAUGCUUCAGGAAAGACGCCGACCAUCAUCCGUAGGAGAACAUAGCACACCGCCUCACCGACCGAGGAGUGCUUCCGAUGAUGAAAACAAUGAAGGUUUACUGGCUCCAACGAAUUUGACAGCUAAGUCACGAAGCUCUGAGGAUGGCCUCUUGCUACCACCACCUUGUACUUGCCCAUAUUUUGGGACAGAUUCGACUCCUCCAAGACGCACGACGGAAGUUAUAAUAGUUCCUGGAGGCGAUAUAAACUCAUGUAACGGGUUUCCUCGAAACGGUAAUAUGAAAGAUGAACCAGCUACUCCUUUCUUUAGAAGAUCAAGUCGUGGUGCCACAUCUAUGGUGACUUGGGAUGAAGCACGGCGGAGAGGAUCAAGUUUCGGUGGAGCUAGAACAACUUUAUCAACUCCAGUUCGAAGUAUUCGUUCUCAGAGGUCUGUUAAUAGAUCUCCCCAAAUAACUGUUAGUUCUCAGCGCCAGACACCUAGGACGCAUCACUCAAGAAAUUCUAGUGUUAUAUCCAGAAAUUCCUCCCGCCAUGGCAGAAUUCUACGGUUGGAGCAAAAAGCUACAAAAGUUUUAGGUGUCGUUUUUUUCACUUUUGUAAUUCUCUGGGCCCCAUUUUUUGUCCUAAAUAUGGUGCCGAUCUUAUGUCCUACCUGUGAAGAAAACAUACCACCCUGGGUCUUUGACUGUGCUCUAUGGUUAGGGUAUGCUAGUUCUAUGGUGAAUCCUAUUUUUUACACCAUAUUCAAUAAAAUUUUCAGACAGGCAUUCAAGAGGGUGCUUUUGUGUCAGUAUUUUAGAUCGGGAAGGUAG